UUUCCGCUUGCAAGGAAGUACAGCUUUGCGUUGGCUUUCCGGCUCUUUAUGAGCAUUGCAGAUCCUGAGUAUGUUGAGAUGAUUUGUCAUCACUUCCAGAUUUUGAACGAAGGAUUCCUUUCUGUGCCUAUAGAUAUUCCUGGGACGACAUUCAACCGUGCUCUCAAAGCCAGCAAAUUCAUUCACAAUGAGCUUCUAGCAAUCAUCAGAAAGCGAAAAAUGGAGUUAGAGCAGAAGGGAGACUCUGCUACUAGAGACCUACUGUCUCACAUGCUCUUAGCAUCAGAUGAAAACUGUAAUGUUAAGAGUGAGAUGGAGAUCAGUACUCAAGUUAUUUGUCUGCUUUUUGCUACCCAUCACACCACAAGUUCUGUCAUCACAUUCAUCCUCAAGUACCUGGCCGAGUUCCCUGAUGUCUAUAGCAAAGUCUUAAAAGAGCAAAUGGAGAUUGCAGAGAGCAAAGGUCCGGAAGGAUUUCUGAAGUGGGAUGACAUUCAAAAGAUGAAAUAUACUUGGAAUGUGGCAAAUGAAACAAUGAGGCUAACCCCACCUGUGCAAGGAACUUUUAGAGAAGCCAUAACUGACUUCACCUAUGCAGGUUUUACAAUUCCAAAGGGAUGGAAGAUGCAUUGGAAUGUAAAUACAACACAUAGAGAUCCCAAGUAUUUUCCUGAUCCCGAGGAAUUCAAUCCCUCGAGGUUUGAAGGAAAAGGGCCUCAACCAUUCACUUUUGUGCCUUUUGGGGGAGGGCCUCGGAUGUGCCCCGGAAGGGAAUAUGCUCGAGCGCAGGUACUUGCAUUCAUACAUAAUGUGGUGACAAGAUUCAAAUGGGAGAAAGUAGAUCCCUGUGAAAAGGUUGCAUAUAAUCCAUCACCCAUUCCUUCCAAGGGCUUCCCAAUUCGCCUCCAGCCUCUACAAAAUGGAUUUAUUUAAGAUUUGGUUACUUAAGAAGCUAUAUUUGUGGUGCAUUUGAAUGUUUCAAUAAGAUGGCUGUAUGCAUAA
Molecule: messenger RNA, 1002 nt
Organism: Vitis riparia (riverbank grape)
Lineage: Eukaryota; Viridiplantae; Streptophyta; Magnoliopsida; Vitales; Vitaceae
Product: beta-amyrin 28-monooxygenase-like
Exons: 3
Coding region: 49-933 (294 amino acids)
Biological process (GO): sterol metabolic process
Molecular function (GO): iron ion binding; monooxygenase activity; heme binding
Source: RefSeq, a predicted model, not a curated record